ACACACACACACACAUACACACACACACACACAGAUCCGGGUGGGGGGAGCGGCAGCGCCAGACAGCGCGAGCCUCUGAGAAAGCGCGAGACACGCGGGCGCGUGCUGCUCCGCCGCGGUCCCCACGGCCCCAGCUGGAGCCGGGAGCCACCCUCCGCCCGCAGGCGAGCGCCGGUCCGGUUAUUUAAGCGGCGGCCGCGUCCGCCCGCGGCGGCUGCUCUGCUCCCCCGCCUCCCCACGCCUGGGUGCGCUCCCGACACGCGGCCGCGGCGGCGGCGACCCGCGCGCGCGUGUUUUGUUUGGGAGCUUUUGCCUCCGGGCCCGCCGCGGGUGCCACCUCACUGGACGCCGCCCAGGCGUCCCCGAUCCCGAUCAAACAAAUAAUAGAAGUCUGUUCAAGCUUUGUCCUGACCUAUUCUGGAAGUAGAAGAAUACCCUGGAGAAAGGAGCAUUGUCAGUACAAAGAAUAAGACUCCUCAAUCCUGGGAGAGAGAAUUAAACUCUAACCCUCCAAAUGGCUACUCUAAUGUGAUGCUGGGAUUGGAUUUACCUAGGAUAGCAUAUCAAGGUUGACCUAGAAGUCUUGUAGAAGAUCUGGACAAAAUAGGUAUUAGGUCAUGAUGCAGGAAUCUGCGACAGAGACAAUAAGCAACAGUUCAAUGAAUCAAAAUGGAAUGAGCACUCUAAGCAGCCAAUUAGAUGCUGGCAGCAGAGAUGGAAGAUCAAGUGGUGACACCAGCUCUGAAGUAAGCACAGUAGAACUGCUGCAUCUGCAACAACAGCAGGCUCUCCAAGCAGCAAGACAACUUCUCUUACAGCAGCAAACAAGUGGAUUAAAAUCUCCUAAGAGCAGUGAUAAACAGAGACCACUGCAGGUACCUGUGUCGGUGGCCAUGAUGACUCCCCAGGUAAUUACCCCCCAGCAAAUGCAGCAGAUCCUUCAGCAGCAAGUCCUGUCUCCUCAGCAGCUCCAAGCCCUUCUCCAGCAGCAGCAGGCAGUCAUGCUGCAGCAGCAACAACUACAAGAGUUUUACAAGAAACAGCAAGAGCAGUUACAUCUUCAGCUUUUGCAGCAGCAGCAACAGCAGCAGCAGCAACAGCAGCAACAGCAGCAGCAACAGCAGCAGCAACAACAGCAGCAGCAGCAACAGCAGCAGCAACAGCAGCAGCAGCAGCAGCAACAACAACACCCUGGAAAGCAAGUGAAAGAGCAGCAGCAGCAGCAGCAGCAGCAGCAGCAGCAGCAGCAGUUGGCAGCCCAGCAGCUUGUCUUCCAGCAGCAGCUUCUCCAGAUGCAACAGCUCCAGCAGCAGCAACACCUGCUCAGCCUUCAGCGUCAGGGACUCAUCUCCAUCCCACCUGGCCAGGCGGCGCUUCCUGUCCAAUCGCUGCCUCAAGCUGGCUUGAGUCCUGCUGAGAUUCAGCAGUUAUGGAAAGAAGUGACUGGAGUUCACAGCAUGGAAGACAAUGGCGUCAAACAUGGAGGGCUCGACCUCACUACUAACAACUCCUCCUUGACUACCUCCCCCACCGCUUCCAAAGCCUCACCACCAAUCACCCAUCACUCCAUGGUGAAUGGACAGUCUUCAGUCCUAAGCACAAGGCGGGACAGCUCAUCACAUGAGGAGACUGGAGCCUCUCACACUCUCUAUGGCCAUGGAGUUUGCAAAUGGCCAGGCUGUGAAAGCAUUUGUGAAGAUUUUGGACAGUUUUUAAAGCACCUUAACAAUGAACACGCGUUGGAUGACCGGAGCACUGCCCAAUGCCGAGUGCAAAUGCAGGUGGUCCAACAGUUAGAAAUACAGCUUUCUAAAGAACGAGAACGUCUUCAAGCGAUGAUGACCCACUUGCACAUGCGACCCUCAGAACCCAAACCAUCUCCCAAACCUCUAAAUCUGGUGUCUAGUGUCACCAUGUCGAAGAACAUGUUGGAGACAUCCCCACAGAGCUUACCUCAAACCCCUACCACACCAACGGCCCCAGUCACCCCGAUUACCCAGGGACCCUCAGUAAUCACCCCAGCCAGUGUGCCCAAUGUGGGAGCCAUACGAAGGCGACAUUCAGACAAAUACAACAUCCCCAUGUCAUCAGAGAUCGCCCCAAACUACGAAUUUUAUAAAAACGCAGAUGUCAGACCUCCAUUUACGUAUGCCACCCUCAUCAGGCAGGCUAUCAUGGAGUCAUCUGACAGGCAGUUAACACUGAAUGAAAUUUACAGCUGGUUUACGCGGACCUUUGCUUACUUCCGACGGAAUGCAGCAACUUGGAAGAAUGCAGUACGUCAUAAUCUUAGCCUGCACAAAUGUUUUGUUCGAGUAGAAAAUGUUAAAGGAGCAGUAUGGACUGUGGAUGAAGUAGAGUACCAGAAGCGAAGGUCACAAAAGAUAACAGGAAGCCCAACCUUAGUAAAAAAUAUACCUACCAGUUUAGGCUAUGGAGCAGCUCUUAAUGCCAGUUUGCAGGCUGCGUUGGCAGAGAGCAGUUUGCCUUUGCUCAGUAACCCCGGCCUGAUCAAUAACGCAUCCAGCGGCCUCCUGCAGGCUGUCCACGAGGAUCUCAACGGCUCCCUGGACCACAUGGACAGCAACGGGAACAGCAGUCCGGGCUGCUCGCCUCAGCCACACAUACAUUCAAUCCAUGUCAAGGAAGAGCCAGUGAUGGCCGAGGAUGAAGACUGCCCAGUGUCCUUAGUGACAACAGCGAAUCACAGUCCAGAGUUAGAAGAUGACAGAGAGAUUGAAGAAGAGCCUUUAUCUGAAGAUCUGGAAUGAGAACUGACUUGUGAGACCUCAGUGUGAAGGGACAUAUCACUGACCUUCAUAACCACUCUACAACCAUGAAUAUUUGACAAAUUUUUACUGUGACUAUUUAUUAACCAUGGAUAAAGGAGACUGCCCUAAAGGAACUUACUAAGCCAGCCCUUUGGGAUUCAGUACCAACAGGCAAAUCGCUUGUUUUCUUUUCUUUCUCUCUUUCUCUCUCUGUUUUUUUAGAAAAAGAAAAAGACAAAAACUGAUUUUUCUUAGAAAAAAAAAAAGGAACUGUUCUUUCUAUAAUGGCUUUGCCCAUUUAAAAAUGUGGCUCUUAAGGGUUCAUGAAAUGACUGAAUAUGAGGAUACAUGUCUUGUAAAAAGCAAACACGCCUCAUAUACUGCCAAAAAUAGUGUUAGUUUCAUUAAUGUGAAUUUUCCAGCAUUCAGUAGUUGUAAUGUUAGAAACAAUUGCUGGUCAAGUUCAACUUGUUGCUAUUGUUUUUAAUUUGCACAGGAGUAGUAUCAGAAAUUAGUGUCACUGCUUGUAUCUAGCUGAAUUUUGAACAACAGAACAUUAGUUUUUAUGUUGGUGCCACCAACUGUAAAUGACAUAAGUUAGUAAUUACAAAAACGCAGUAAUUAGACUGUUGCAACCAUCUAAAACCUUAGGCUUCCAGUCUGUGCUGUUAGUGUUAAGAUGUAAAGUGCAAUCCUAAGCUAACAUUAUCUGUGCAAGCACCAUAGAAACAUUUGCAUAUCUGCAUAGAUCUUACAACUGUACUCUUUACCUCCUUGUGAUAAAGCUUUGUCUACCUGCAAACACAGUCAAAGGCUACAGCUGCAAACCAAAGCCAACUCUAACCAUGGCCAAGAGCUCAAGGACAGAAGCAGCCACACGCUUUGGUCAGCCUUCUGUAACUUCAAUUAAUACAAAGGAACCUUUUCCAUGAACUACCUGCUGUUUUCUGAUGACCUCUGGGAUCUUUUCAUUUAGCCCUAAACCAAGAAUUAAAUAUGACAAAAACCACAACUAAAAAGCUAAUUCAGUCACAGAGUAAUCUUCUGAGACCAAAAGUCCAUCUAAAUGCAAUGAAGAUUUGCUUUCACUAAAGACAGAGGUGAGGACAAAAUCCACAGUGGAAGUUAUGAUAUGCUAGAAAGCAACAAAUGUGGAUCACUGACCAAAAGGAUGAUGUACUUGAUGCAAAUGCAGAUUGCAUAUUGUUAUAUAUAUAGAGUACACUGUGCUUUUGUUUUCCCCGAUCCAGUCACUUAUUUUUGGUGGUGAAUACAUGUUGUUAGAUGUCUUGUAUGGUCUGAACCUUUGUUGUGUACUAUUUUUAUAGACUUAAGUUAUAACGAAAAAAAAAAAACAAAAAAUAGGAACCAAACAGUAAAGGUCUAGUAAAGCCAAAAAUUAAUUUCAUAUUGAUUUUAAAGGGAUCUAGCUGAGUUUUUACACUGAAAGCAAAGAUUAUAGCAAUUGUAGUCCAUGGUAUUUAUUUUCAGUCAAACCAAAGUUACAUAUAAUUCUGCCUCUGCUUAUACGGGAUAUUAACACUAACAAUACUCUCCCUUUCAAAGACUUGCACAGGCCAAAUUGUUGGAAUGCUGGUUUUCUUGACAUCUCCAAACCCCCAAACUAUGAUGAUGCAUUAUGGUGUAUUGAAAAUAACAUAGUCAGAUAUUUGCUUAAAACCUAGAAACUUUACAUGUUGCUUUUCAUGUGCUGUGCCAAGUCUUGAUAAUACUUUUUUCCCCCAACCAAGGGACCUCAUAACCUGAUUAUGGUUAUUGCUUUACAAACAGUUUUGACAGAAGGUGGCUGCUAGAGCUUAACAUAUGUUCCAGUUCCAUGUUAUGGAGCUGGUUCUUGCAAACUAAGCUCAUCAUGUAUUCUUUGCUGAAGUCAGCAAAUAGAGUUAGACACCCAGUCAUCUAUCACACCAAAUAAAAGAACAUAACGGCUUUCAAAAGGGUUUUCCCACUUACCCAAAUGGCUUUCUGAAAGCUUCUACCUCUGCAAAAAGAAAAAAAAAGAAAAAGAAAAAAAAAGACAAAAAAGAAAAAAAUUAGAACAAUUAUGGCAGAUUGCAUGAAAUGUGAGAAACGUCACAGUAACUGCUACUUUUCAUUAUGUUGUCUUUGGGUCAUGAUCAACGAACGGGAAGUUUACCAUGCGGUUUCCAGAGAAGGAGUGGUAUUGUGAAGGAUGCUUUUCAGUCAUCUAGGAUCGUGUCAGGAUUAUCUGAAGGGAAAAUGGGUCUUUCAUGUGCAUGUUCAAAGGUUUUGAUGGACUGAAAGUAACUGUGAGAGCUCUACCAUCAGAAGGGUGGCCUAAGACUACAGUGCUAAAGUAUGCAUACCUCAGUUACAAAACUUUUGAAAGGAAGUCUCAGCCACAGAAUGCAUAUACCUGUAGAGUUUUGCAUGGGUUUUAUAUGAAUACAAUAAAAAAAAAUAUAGCUGCUUGCACAUUAUACCAGAAAAACCUCCAAAACUGCAAUUGCUUUGAAAAUAGAUUUUAGGUUUUUUGGAGUUUUCUGAAAUGCUUGGUCUGUAUUUUGAUAAUUGUGCAUAUUAUGUAAAAAUGUUGGUGGACCCAUAAAUGACCAGACUUUUUCUAAGAAAAAUGUUGCUUUAAUGCAUUUCAUGAAUUUUUACUUAUAUCAUUGCUUGUUAGUAAUAGCAAAUCUGCUUUUCUGCAUCUGCUUUGCGUAGCUAUUGUAAGGCUUUGAACUAAUGUAUGUAUUUAUUGCUUGAACUUCUGUGCAUACCUUAUAAAGCAUAAUGUCUGACAAUUUAAAUGGCUCAUGUAUUCUUGCUUCUAUCAAACUGAUUACGGGGACUAUGAUCUUUUGUAUACAACAAAUUUUAACUGUAGCACAAACAUCUGUUUAUGUAUUGGUGGAAUAUACCUGUUUUAUUUAUCUUUUUUGAGGUAAACUAAUUUUGAUACUUUUCAUUACUGUGUACUAUGUUCAUACUUUGAAUUCUCUGAUGUUAGAAGUCAUGGUUGAGAAUUGUAAGAGGUGUUAUUUGUUCUGUAUUCAUGGCUUUCACUGCUGAAUAAAAUAAAAGACCAAACCUAGGAUUUGAAAGAAAACUGUCUACCUCUAACACCAGGGAGUUAUCAGAUUUUAUUUUACGUAGUUUUAGUCUACAAAGACACAAUUGCUUAAACCUAGUGGGCUUAAGGCUUAUAUUCUAUGUGGUCAAAUUCAUGGCGCAGUAGUGCUGUUUGAAAAUCAAUUAAAAAUGUAUGUGAAUGUUACAAGUAUUUGGUAGAAUUACCGCUAACUAGGUUUUCUUUAGGCAACUCAGAUAUGGAGAGAAUGUCAUCAGCAUUCUGUGCCUACAGCUGCUUAACUUCAUAAGAAUGCAUUUCUUUCUGAUUAGGCAAUGGAAGAAUAGUCAGCUAGAAAUAGAGCUACAGAAGUACACUUAAAAUGAACCGUCCUGGACUCUAAUGUCCCUGGGUAGAUACAGUCACAAAAUCCAUUAGGUUAUUGCAUAGUUUUCAAAUUGGACAUUCACAUUUUAGAGAAUUUGUGAGACUUCAUACUACACAUGCCAAUAUUAGCAGGCAUUUGGACAACGGCUUUAUUAAUGCCAUAAAGCGAUUGAAAGAAACAUGGCUGACCCCUUGUAAUUUCACUAGUUCAGGUUGCAAUGAAAGGUGGUUUUUUCUUGUCCAUGAACACUUGGCAGAUCUUACCUAACAACAACAAAAAAGAAGGAUGUACAUUUUCCUACAGAAUUAAUGUAUGAACAGUGUGUCACUGCUCUUGGAUGUAAAAAUGUAUAUGAAAUCAUUUCAUUCACUUGAUUACAUUUCUGAACUAUAAAUAAAAAUCUAAUUCGU
This is a messenger RNA of Myotis daubentonii (Daubenton's bat), 6618 nucleotides long. RefSeq names its product forkhead box P2 (gene FOXP2). Gene Ontology annotation, biological process: regulation of transcription by RNA polymerase II. Gene Ontology annotation, molecular function: DNA-binding transcription repressor activity, RNA polymerase II-specific; RNA polymerase II cis-regulatory region sequence-specific DNA binding. The record is from RefSeq and is a predicted model, not a curated record. Bases 618 to 2771 code for a protein of 717 amino acids. Gene Ontology annotation, cellular component: nucleus. The transcript has 20 exons. NCBI's taxonomy places the organism in Eukaryota, Metazoa, Chordata, Mammalia, Chiroptera, Vespertilionidae.